AUGACUAAAUUUCCUCUCAUUACCAUCACCGUCAUUCUCCUCCUUGCCAUCUCCCACUUCCCCGGAGCUCUCUCUCAAUCCGUAAAAGAUUGCAAACCCGCAUCCGACAACACAUGUACCGACAAGAACAAAGCAUUACAUCUCAAACUCAUAGCAAUCUUCACAAUUCUCAUCACUAGCCUAAUCGGUGUUUGUCUCCCCUUCUUUGCUCGUUCCGUUUCCGCUUUUCAACCGGACAAAUCUCUCUUCCUUAUCGUCAAAUCUUUCGCUUCCGGAAUCAUCCUCUCUACUGGUUUCAUGCACGUUCUGCCUGAUUCUUUCGCUAUGCUCUCUUCUCCUUGUCUUAGCGAUAACCCCUGGCAUAAGUUUCCUUUCACCGGCUUCGUCGCCAUGCUCUCUGCCGUGUUCACGCUAAUGGUUGACUCUAUCACCACCAGCGUUUUCACCAGGUCCGGCAGGAAGGACACGCGCGCUGAGGCUCGAACUGACGUGGCGCCUGUUGAGACUCCUGACCAAGAGAUAGGGCGCAUGGAGGUUCCGGUGGCCCAUCAUGGUCAUGGUCACGGUCUUCAUCAUAAUCUUCAUGGAGAUAACGAUCUUGGUUCCAAUUUACAGCUUCUGCGAUAUCGUGUUAUUGCCAUUGUAUUGGAGCUAGGAAUAGUGGUACACUCGAUAGUUAUAGGACUAUCAGUGGGAGCCACUAACAAUACUUGCACCAUCAAAGGUCUCAUCGCUGCUCUUUGUUUCCAUCAAAUGUUCGAAGGCAUGGGUCUCGGUGGCUGCAUUCUCCAGGCAGAAUACGGAUGGGUGAAAAAAGCGGUGAUGGCUUUCUUUUUCGCGGUGACAACACCUUUCGGAGUGGCUCUAGGGAUUGCAUUAUCUAAGACGUACAAAGAGAAUAGCCCUGACUCACUCAUAUCAGUUGGGCUACUCAACGCUUCCUCCGCUGGACUACUCAUCUACAUGGCUCUAGUUGACUUAUUAGCCGCCGAUUUUAUGGGCCAGAAGAUGCAAGGGAGCAUCAAGCUUCAGUUAAAGUCAUAUGGUGCUGUUUUGCUUGGUGCUGGUGGCAUGUCCGUCAUGGCUAAGUGGGCUUGA
Molecule: messenger RNA, 1098 nt
Organism: Microthlaspi erraticum
Lineage: Eukaryota; Viridiplantae; Streptophyta; Magnoliopsida; Brassicales; Brassicaceae
Source: the annotation of a GenBank genome assembly